CUGUUUUCACACUUUUGCAUUGCAGCAUCUUGUAGCUAACAACAUCAUCGGAGAGAAAGCAGCUUCCCCUUCCCGGAGAUAUCGUACAUAAGCUAAAGCAACCUUAACCUUCCUUCUCCACUGUAAAACCCUCAAAUUAAGGUCACGAUUUCGUCUUAUUUUUCCAGGUUUGAUUCACAAAGAACUUCGUGUUUUAACGAUGCUAUUCUUGGGGUAGGAUUUAGGGUUUUGUUUCUAUAGUUCACCGAUCCUGUUCAAUUUUAAGCUAAAUCACAUUCAAUUUUAUGAUUUGCAUCGGUUAAAAGACGCGAUAGUUAUCAGGAGUAGGGUUUGUUGUGGUAUUCGAGAAGUUUCAGGAAAGUGAGAGUUUUCUAUUAAUGGCUUCUUUUUUUUGUAUCCCGAAUUCUUUGGGGUUAAUUGGUGAAAAGAAUGUUCUUUGUACGAAAUUAUAUCCAAUUUUCCAGCUUUACAUGUUUUUGGAGAUUUCUGGAAUAAGUCUGAGAUACUUAAGAACGCAUCUGGAGAUUGAAAUUGUGGCAUCCAAUGUAGUUUCAAUCGAUUUUGUCUUUAAAUUUUGUAUUCUUAUUAGAUUGAGUUUCGUCUUGGAUUGAGCGAAUUUGUUUCAUUGAUGAUUUUAGGGAUAGAUUGAUCAUGGCAACUGCAACUAUGGCAACAGCAGCUGGAGCAGCUGCUCUUUUAUAUUACACGUUGAAUCGGAAAUUAAUAGCUGGUCCAUCUGACGUUGACGAUGAGAAUUCUGAAGCUUCUGCUUCUCGUCCUUCUUUGAGGAUUGACCGUGUUUCGCAUAGGCUUAUUCAAGCUCCGGCAACUUGGUUGGAGACUAUUUCUACUCUUUCUGAGACUCUUCGUUUUACUUACUCUGAGACUCUUGGGAAGUGGCCUAUUGGUGAUCUUGCGUUUGGGAUCAAUUUUCUCAUCAAGAGGCAGGGACUUCUACAUGUUGAUCGUGUCUUUGGUGGUAAAGAUAGUGUAGAACUUAGAGGAUCAGAAGUAGCCACUGAACUCAAAUAUCUUUUGCACUUGUUGACAUUGUGUUGGCAUUUUUCCAAGAAGUCGUUUCCGUUUUUCUUAGAAGAGACCGGCUUUACAAAGGAAAAUGUCCUUAUUCAUGAACCCAAAGCUGGGAUAUUGAAGCCAGCUUUUACGGUUCUUGUCGAUCACAAUACAAAAUAUUUUCUGUUAUUGAUUCGUGGAACGCAUAGCAUCAAAGAUACCUUGACUGCUGCAACUGGAGCAAUCGUACCGUUCCAUCAUACUGUUGUAAAUGAAAGAGGGGUCAGCAAUUUGGUCUUAGGUUAUGCUCAUUGUGGUAUGGUUGCUGCUGCCCGGUGUAUAGCUAAACUUGCCACCCCUUGUCUUCUCAAGGGUCUUGAGCAAUAUCCAGAUUACAAAAUCAAGAUCGUAGGGCACUCUUUGGGUGGUGGAACGGCUGCACUUUUAACAUAUAUUAUGCGGGAGCAGAAAAUGCUCUCUACAGCUACAUGUGUUACAUUUGCGCCAGCUGCUUGUAUGACUUGGGAAUUAGCCGACUCUGGGAAUGACUUCAUCGUAUCUGUCAUAAACGGAGCUGAUCUGGUGCCUACAUUUUCUGCUGCAGCUGUAGAUGACUUACGUGCUGAGGUAACAGCAUCUGCUUGGCUAAAUGAUCUGAGAAAUCAAAUCGAACACACCCGAAUCCUCAGCACUGUUUAUCGCUCAGCGACGGCUUUAGGAUCACGACUUCCAUCGAUGGCCACUGCCAAAGCAAAAGUUGCUGGCGCUGGUGCAAUGUUACGCCCGGUUUCUAGUGGCACACAGGUUGUGAUGAGAAGAGCUCAAAGCAUGCUGACCCGUCCUGCACUAAGCAUAUCUUCUUGGUCAUGUAUGGGACCCCGGCGCAGAGCCUCUGCUACUCAGUCAAUCUCGGAACAUCAGUUAGAUACUUCUGAAGCAAUGUCCCAAGAUAUACCCGAAACUUCGGAUCCUCUUCUUGUUACGGAUGAAGAAAUCACCGGGAAAUGGAAAUCAGAAGCCGAGUGUUCUAAUUACGAGGAAACAUCACCUCGUCUUGGAGCCACUGAUCUUGACGAGUGUGAGGAUCCAGCGGAAAUGGACACACGGGAAGAGCGGAUGACUGAAGCUGAGCUAUGGCAGCAACUGGAGCAUGACCUUUACCACGAUUCUUCGGAGCAACCUGAAGAAACCGAUGUGGCAAAAGAAAUAAAAGAAGAAGAAGAAGCCGUCAUUGCAGAGGCCGGUGUGGCCCCGCCGGAGAGCCAGACGGCCGAGAUGAAAGAAUCCCGCAGAUUCCUCCCAGCGGGUAAAAUCAUGCAUAUUGUCACGGUGCGGCCCGAGGCCGUAGAGCCUAACGAAGAAGAAGACGAAGAUGGUUCUGCCCUCGAGAGGCCUGAGACAGUGGAGACGGUGGAGGAGGGUAGAGUAGGAAUAUUUCUGACGCCGAGGUCAUUGUAUAGUAAGGUGAGGUUAUCGCAGAGGAUGAUAAGCGAUCAUUUCAUGCCUGUUUACAGGCGACAGAUCGAACGGCUAAUACAAGAGCUAACAGUGGAACAACAUCCUUGAAGCUUUUGUUCUUACUUUCCUUCCUUUUUUGGCGGUAAAAUUUGUAUUUGCUGUUGUAAAUACUACUUAUUGACUAUUAUCUAUUUAUCUUUAUGAGUCCAAUACUCGAAAAUGUUUAUUUAUAUUUACAAAAUGUACAGAAAUACUUAAAAGCUAUUUUCGUUAUUUUAAUGAGUUAGAAGAUUGUCUUUUCCCAUGGGGAAUCGACAAGAAAGUA
Molecule: messenger RNA, 2797 nt
Organism: Arabidopsis thaliana (thale cress)
Lineage: Eukaryota; Viridiplantae; Streptophyta; Magnoliopsida; Brassicales; Brassicaceae
Product: Mono-/di-acylglycerol lipase, N-terminal;Lipase, class 3
Exons: 7
Coding region: 652-2580 (642 amino acids)
Biological process (GO): lipid catabolic process; lipid metabolic process
Source: RefSeq, marked reviewed